AAUACUUGUGAAAAAGAUUUAUUGUUUUACUCAUAUACGACGAUGAUUUCAAAAAUUAACGACGAUGACAGUUCCAAGAUUAGUGCCCAAUCUGGUCAUCAAAUCAGCAAGAACACCUUGUAA
This is a messenger RNA of Racocetra persica, 123 nucleotides long. Lineage: Eukaryota; Fungi; Glomeromycota; Glomeromycetes; Diversisporales; Gigasporaceae. The record is from the annotation of a GenBank genome assembly.